Messenger RNA from Fomitiporia mediterranea MF3/22, 436 nucleotides. RefSeq lists its product as uncharacterized. Lineage: Eukaryota; Fungi; Basidiomycota; Agaricomycetes; Hymenochaetales; Hymenochaetaceae. The transcript has 4 exons. Bases 65 to 349 code for a protein of 94 amino acids. The record is from RefSeq and is a predicted model, not a curated record.
GCAAUCUACUGCCAAACAAGAACGCUAUCUCAAAUCUACCUCUGCUACAUAUCUCAUCUCUACCAUGCUCAACAACCAGACGUCCUCCACCGACGAUGCAUCCUCGAUCAGCAACCAGCCACUCAUUCCUAAGGCGUCGGAGCCAAAGGACUAUGAGGCAGCAGCAGCAGCUCUCAUGACAAGCUACGGGCUGCCUGGCGGUAUGCAACCCACGCCUAUUCCUUCUAAGAAGGAAAAGAAGAAGAAGGGGACUGAAGGAGGUACAUCCAACAAGUCGGAUGGAACUGCUAAUAACAAGGCCGGACAGUCGAGCACAGCGUCCUCUGCUGACGCUACGACUAAGGAAUAAACUAUGUGGGACUAUGUAUGCUGUCUCGCAGAAUCAGGGGGCAAUAGCCUGCCUAGGCCUUAGAAAUGUAAUUAUUGACAGAGAAUG